AUGUCUGCACAACAUCAAGUCUUUGACACCGCUUCAUACGGUUCAAGAUACACGUUACAGUCAGCCCAACUACAAUCAUAACACCAUGUCGAUCUUUGCACCUCCACCAAAGCCCAAGACGCAGCUGGGCUGGCAUCGCAUUCUCUCACCAACUGCGAAUGUCAAAGUAUCGCCAAUCGCAAUCGGGGGUAUAAGCUUUGGUAAUGGCUGGAGCGAGUUGUUUGGUAAGAGCGAAGAUGCGUUCAAGCUCCUCGACACGUUCUAUGAGGCGGGAGGAAACUUCAUCGACACUGCGAAUCAUUACAAUGCUGAAGAGUCGGAAAAGCUUAUCGGUGAAUGGAUGGAGCUGCGUGGGGUAAGAGACCAGAUGGUCGUUGCUACCAAGUUUGGUGGCGGCCUCAAGUCUCACGAUCGCGAAGGCGCACUGCUGCAAAGUAACUAUUCCGGACCAUCUGCUAAGAGUAUGCACAUCUCUGUAAGAGAAAGCCUGAAGAAACUUAAAACAGACUACAUCGAUAUUCUUUAUGUGCAUUGGUGGGACGUCAACUGUAGCGUCGAAGAGGUGAUGCGCGGUCUUCAUGCUUUGGUCAUGGCGAAGCAAGUAUUGUAUCUGGGAGCAUCUGACAUCCCUGCAUGGGUCGUCGUUAAGGCAAACGCUUACGCUCGCCAUAACGGUUUGACUCCCUUCUCGAUCUAUCAAGGACGCUGGAAUGCGGCAUACCGCGAUAUGGAAUCAGAAAUCGUUCCCAUGUGCGAGGAUCAGGGCAUGGCCAUUGCCUCCUGGGCCUCGCUAGGUGGAGGUCAGUUGACGACGAAGGAGCAAAGAGAAAAGUUGAAGACUGAUCCCAACGCCGGCCGUGGGUUUUACGAAGCAACAGAAAACGACAUCAAAGUGUGUGAAGUGUUGGAGGAUCUGGCAAAUCGAAAGAAUGCCACAUUGCAAGACAUCGCUCUGGCAUACCUCUUCCACCAAUCAACCUACGUCUUCCCUAUCGUUGGCGUCCAAACCGUCGAGCAUGUCAAGGCGAUUCCAAAUGCAUUGAAUAUCCAGCUCUCGAACGAAGAGAUUGAUAGGAUCCACAACGCCGCACCCUUUGAUCCUCUUUUCCCGAACACAUUCCUCUUUGCCAACAAGGGGUACAACACGAGGUUGACUGCGGCGGAUCAGACGAACUACCAAAUGACGACGUGGAUCAAUGCGCCGCCGAAGCAGCAGCCAUAUGCGCCGAGAUCGUAGCUCAAGCUGCCAGACGUUGAC
Messenger RNA from Boeremia exigua, 1258 nucleotides. RefSeq names its product NADP-dependent oxidoreductase domain-containing protein. The transcript has 4 exons. Lineage: Eukaryota; Fungi; Ascomycota; Dothideomycetes; Pleosporales; Didymellaceae. The record is from RefSeq and is a predicted model, not a curated record. The coding region runs from base 86 to 1237 and encodes 383 amino acids.